Molecule: messenger RNA, 4586 nt
Organism: Amphibalanus amphitrite
Lineage: Eukaryota; Metazoa; Arthropoda; Thecostraca; Balanomorpha; Balanidae
Product: plectin-like
Exons: 21
Coding region: 1446-4355 (969 amino acids)
Source: RefSeq, a predicted model, not a curated record
GUGGGAGUGUGCGAUGUUUGAAUUGGUAGACUGGUGUUGGAUUAAAAUACCAUACACAUUUUAAUUCAAAUAAGAUACCUAUCAGUCACGGAUACCUCAAGGGAACCUCAACAUACCAAUACACGGUGCAAAGAAAAAUGUGGCGGAGGACCGCGCUCCUCGUGUCCAGCCGUUCCGCUGGCCAGAUGGUGCGGCUGUCCACGUCGGCCGGCCGGCCGCGCCGUGCACCACGACUCGUGAAGGUCACUAAUCAGAAGCUGGAGCCGCAGUACCUGACGCCCUCCGAGCCGAUGGUGCCCGUGUACGACUUGCUGAACAUCCGACUCCAGGCGUACGACUUUGCCGUGCUGGAACACUACGCCAAGUGGGUGCACCGCAUGCUGCGGGCCAUUAACGUCGACGUCGAGGACUGCUGGGCGACCCCCCACACGAGUGCUCGCGUCACCCGGCUGAAACCAAACACGGCCAUUGUGGAGACCUCCUACGAUCUGAAUCUCUACGAGAGGAACGUCCAGCUGCGUGACCUGCCUACAACCAUGGCACCAGUGGUGAUCGACUUGCUGCAGCACAGCACACCGCCGGGCGUCCAGGCGUGCCUGCAGCGCCACAAGAGCGAGUACGACGAGGUGCGCUAUGUGCCCGACCUGCAGCUCAAGGAGCUGAAACAGCAGCUGGCCGAGGUCGGCAUGGACCCCGACAAGCGGAAGAGGAGGGCGGCCCAGGAGGCGGCCGCCGCCGCCGCAGCGGCAGCAGCAGCGCCAGAGAAGAGCUAGUAGUGCGCGGGGGAGGGGGGGGGGGGGUGGAGUGCACGGCAGCGAGUAUGAGGUGUGACGUUGUGUUGUGCUGACUUUGAAGUUGAUAAAGGACCGUCUAAGAUGAUAAUUAUGGAAAGCUCUGUCAAUGGGAGUGAGAGAACUUCAGCGAUUUUCGUUGUGAUGUCAGAUGUUCGCAAACGUAGUUUUGAAUAUAUGAAUGCGUGCAUUGAAAAAAAAUCUGUUGUAUGCUAUCUGCUAGCACUUGCUCGAUGAAAUUCACGAGACCGAAGGUUUUUCUCCACGGGCUUGCAAAUUGCGUCUAUUGGUUUUCGUUGAGGGUUUUCGUGAACUACCUGUUGGUCUGGGUGUUUUACAUAUGGUUACAGAAGUAACGAUUCACUUACGAUUCAAUUUGUAAAAGGUUCUAGUAUCUAUCAAAGGUAAUCAAUUUUAGAUAUCGUAGUGAAUGUAUCGGUAACUGAGCGUUGGUUGGCUGGAAACCCCGCCUCUUAAAAAAGAGGUAGGUUUAUUCAUCCCAGUCUUGUCAGGCCCGUGAACUGUGGUAAUUGCCAGUGGUCUUACGACUCGCUGGCUCUGAAACCUGACCCGAGCUCUGCCAGGAAAUCCUGGAUCCAGCGGCUCACCAAACCCAAGUGAGCCAACCAUCCUCCAGACCACCACAGCCUUAGCAUGCCUCGUGGAACCCGACCUAAGAAACCCGGUCAGCCGGCGUCUGUGGACUCCCGGCCGCCGCCCAUCGCCGAGUCUCACCCGGCGCCGGAGGAGGGUAGCGGCUCUCACUGGACGCGCGACGAGCCGCAGCGCCGGGGCUCCCACUACUGGUCACAGGUGCCGGGCGACCCGCUGGACCUGUUGGCAGAACUGGAGCUGUACCCGGACGGCCGGCCUGACGAGGCUGCCGAGCCGGCCGCCGCGCCCUCCUGGACGCUGGCGGAGGCGCCGAUGCCUGCGGCUCGUCGGCGCGCCAUCACACCGCUGGAGCUGUGGCCGCCGGCCGUGGACGAGGAGGCGGCCCGCCUGGCGGAGGCGGAGGCGGCCGCCGAGCAGUGGCGGCGCGCCCCGUCCGUGCUGGAGGCGGCGCCCGGCCACUGGCAGCUGGAGUCCUCCCCGGACGAGCCGCGCGGCGCUGUCCGGCCACACCUCACCUCCGUCGGCGUCGGCCGGGUAUCCACCCUGGACAGUCUGGUGGCCAGUCUUCAGCACCGCUACCGCGGCGUGCUGGAGACCCUGGAGCGGGACGCGCUGACCCGGCCGCCGCCGGAGGAGCUGCGGCUCACGCUGCCCGCGCUGACGGCCGUAGACCAGCCGCUGGAGACGCCCGGACGCGAGCACCUGCAGUUCGCCAGGACCUGCCUCGAACAGCUGAACACCACACUGCUGACGGGUCCGUUCAAUCACUCUCCGGAGCUGGAGGAGCCGGCUGACCUGCUGCGCGCCGCGCUGCGCCAGCUGGUCAGCACGGCGGCUGCGCUGCACCACGAGCUGGAGCUGCGCAGCAUGGCGCACAGCCGGCACCGGCUGCUGCUGCAGGCGCUGCACAGGCGGCUGCAGAUCCAGUACCAGGCCAAAAUGACUGAGGUGAUAACGGAGGUGCGCGCCCAGCGGCAACUGGAAAUGGAGCGCCUCUCGGGUCAGAUCGAGGUCAACAUGGCUCUCGUCCACAAGCUGACCCAAUAUGUGGCUCAGGCGGAGCGAGUCAGUGCGGGCCGCGGCCGCGUGCAGAACAUCUACGUGCGUCUGAUGGACCUCACCACGCUGAAGCGUCAGGAGGUGCUGAUGUACCGCGCACUGCUGCUGGACGCCUCUGAACACACGGAGCAGCUCCGGUCACAGAUGAAGUUGAUGCGUCGGAGCAUGGCGGACCUGAUCCGCAGCGACUCGCUGCACGAGCUGCUGUCGGAACAGUUUACUGACGAGGUGGAGGAGGAGCUCGUCCUCCUGCAGGACAGCGUCACGCAGACGCAGACCGAGACGGAGAAAAAGAAACAACAGCUGCGUCAGGUGGUUCUGCGUAAGAACAAGGCCGUGCAGCUGGAGCGGCGACUGCGGCAGCGCACCGACCCGCUGCGCCGGGAGCUGGGCCGGCUCGGCACGCUCACUGCCGACGCACAGGAGUCCACCGAGGACCGAUACAGGUCGUUCGCCACGCUGACCCAGCGCUGGUCGGAGGUCCAUGAGAAGGUACAGACGGCGCGCAUCUCGGUCAGGAACACGAUGCACCUGCUGGAUACCCACGUUCUGGAGCAGCUGGAGAUGGAGGGCGAGGCAGCAGAGAUGGACAUUAGUCCUCUAAUUCAGGAGAUCCAACUCCUCGAGGAAGAGCUGAAGGUGGCCAAGAAGAGGGAGCACGAGGCGCGUGGCCGGCACGCCGACCUGCGCCGGCGCCGGCAGUCGCUCACCUCCGACCGCAACAAGAUGCGCGUCACGGUGGCCGACACGCUCGACUCCAUCAGCGGCGCGCUCAAAGACAUGGAGAACAUGGAGGCCGACCAUCUGACGGUGAUGACCCUGCUGAAGGAGCAGAUGGAACUGGCCAACGAGAUGCUGGUCACGUCGCGCAGGAAGCUGGCCGAAAUCAACCGGCUUCAGGGUAUCGUCGACCUGGACCUGGACACCCUGCGGGAGCGGGUCGGCGCCCUGUACAGCAGCCUGGUCAGCAGGCAGCAGGAGACGGACGCCAUCCUCGCCGACGUCCACGCCCGGACUGAAGGCGCCCUGAAGGUUCGGGACAUGCUGAAGGAGGUGACGGAGGAGGAGCUGGACAUCCUACAGCACCUGCAGGUGGUGGUGGCCGAGCUCAAGGACGGCAAACAGCCCGCCAUCCUGAAGGCGCAGGCGCGUCUCGAGCACCUCUCCACCCAGACGAAGAAGCUGGAGGAGCUGAAGGAGCGCCAGACGGAGCGGCUGGUGGAGCAGCGGGCCCGGACUGCCGAGCGGGCGCAGCAGGCGGCAGAGCUGCAGCAGCAGGUCGAGGAAAUGGAGCUGCGCAAAAGAGAACAGGAGCUGGAGAAAGCGGAGCUCAUAGAAAAGCGGAGACAGAAGACGAGCGAGAUCGCGGGCUACCGCAGCACGGUGGAGAUGACGCAGAGCUCGUACGCCGAGCUGAGCCAGCGUCAGUCGCUGGAGCAGCUCCAACAGGAGGAGCUGAUCGUGGUGCUGCGCAGCUGGUGCCGCCAGGUGGCGCUCUGUAACGGCGGAUACCAGCUCGAGAUAUCGCGGAUGGAGCGUGAACUGAAGGCCUUCUAUGAGCAGCUCGAACGGAACGUGCAGCAGGAGAUUGAGCUCAGUCGGGUCAAAAUGCAGGAGGCCGAAACGGAGCUGCGACAGCUCACCAAACUCCACAACCAAAAGAACGCCGAGUCGCUGGAGCGCGACUGGCAGCUGCGGGCCGCCCUAUUAGCCACCUCUAAGGCCGGCGAACGCUCACUGAAGCCCGUCCAAAAGGCCAUGGCGGGACUGGACGUGGAGCGACGCAAACUCGUCAAAAUGGUUGGCAUUGCCGUCGAUAUGCGGCCCUUCAGCAAAGUGGAGAUCAAGAUUGAGCAGCCGGUCUGUCCGCUACCGAAGGAGGAUCUGUAGAGGAACGGGAGAGGACAAGAAGGGCCUUUGGAGGAUCAAUGGGUGGACCAACCAGUUAUCAAGAGUUUGGCUGUGUUGAGUGAUAUACGAGUGAGAACGGAUCAGGGGCAACAUGGCUAUCAUUUGAAGUGUGAUCUGUGUAAUGUGCGAGUGUAGACUGUUGACGAUGCGAUAUGUUCAUGGUGGUUCAUGCUUUUUGAUCAUUGGACAAUGCAUUCGAUCGAUAAUCUU